UUUGUACAUAAAGAAAAGACACUAACGAUUCUUGUCAUUUGCAGUUUAAUAGUCGUACAUUGGUUGUUAGGGCAACGUAAGAAGAUGGAAAGAGCGAUUGGAUUCCUUCUUGCUAUGUUAGCAAUACUCAUGGCAAUACCUGAAACUACAUCGUAUCACUUUGUACCCGCUGGUAGAAUUCGUCGUCAGCCGCCCGUCGGAAUGCGAUACAGAAAAUUUGCGGGAAAACUUCAACCGUCCAUGACGCAAGGACUCAAAAUAUCUCCGGCUCGUUCUAUCGGAAGAAAAGGACCACUGUACUUGCCAGCGAGAUCGAUAUAUGAAACUGCCAGGAGAAAUACGCACUCUCGGCGCAUUUCAUGCCCCACCAUUCGUCAUGUUGAUAUAAUGUCUGUGGCACGGGAAAGCUUAGCGAGAAUAAAUGAACGAGACGGUAGAGACAUUCUUGCGAUCAAGAGAAUAGCAAGGCCAGGGGUACGGCGAUGUAAAAAAUGCACAAACGGAGUGUGCGUCUUCGAUCACAUGAGGGCAACAGCAAACUUGGUAUUGGCGCCAGAAUGCAGGUCUGGGAAUUGCGAGUGUGGAGUUGAACGAGAUCGCCCGGAGAGAUCAUGCCAUAUAUCGGGUUGGACACAACCCGGACGUUCUGCCUACAAUAUUCACAUACGAUGCAAAGACUUCACAAUGAGCAGCGGAGUAGAAGUCCCUGCGAGUAGACUACCACAUAGACCUACACCAAGCAGACGUCCAACAAAACCUAGAACUGAAGAAACAACAGAAGGACCUACAACGACUACUUUGCCCAUCGUCACUUUCCCUCAGGAUUUUGACAUAGACGAAGGAGGUAGAGGGGACAGACCAACGGAACCAGAAGGAUCGGGAUUUCGUCCAGCGCCGAUUCUCAACGAAGAAGCAGAUACAAGCGGUGAUUCAUACAGUGAGCCAACACCAUUAAAUGGCUUUGACAAGGACGUUGCGGGAGAAGAACUGCUGCAGUGAGACAAAAAUGUAAUAAAGCAACAUCAUAAUUAGCGCAUAUCUUCCAGUCAGUCACCCAAUGCUUCAAAACAUAUAUCACAAUUUAUUUUGCUGUCAUCAAUUUAACUGAACUGGCAUCAUUAGUUAGGCAAAGAUGUCGUAAACAAGUCAUUGUUAAAUUACAUUCUCAUCUUCGAUUUUAGGAAAGUAUUUUAGAUACUUUUUCAUUUUAAGCAUUGAAAUAGUACAGCCAGCAUAACUUUCGGCGCUCCAGAAGUGUGUGUACCAAUAUUGAGGUAACUAAUUUUGUUCGCCUAUUUUACAUCAAGUUGUGUUUACAUCCAACAGUCCCCGCACUCAUAAUAGAACGAAAAUGAGAAAAAUCGAAAUGAAAUUGGGGCCUAACCCUAACCUGGUACACACACUAGGGGAGUACCUAAUUUUCUGUCCUGCUAGUGCUACUCACAUUAUUCUUUUUGUGCCCUUAUUUCAUAGCAGCAUUAUUAGCCAAUUUUUAUUAAUAAACUAGAAUAACAAAAUG
This is a messenger RNA of Styela clava, 1519 nucleotides long. RefSeq lists its product as uncharacterized. Lineage: Eukaryota; Metazoa; Chordata; Ascidiacea; Stolidobranchia; Styelidae. The record is from RefSeq and is a predicted model, not a curated record.